Molecule: messenger RNA, 9135 nt
Organism: Lampris incognitus (smalleye Pacific opah)
Lineage: Eukaryota; Metazoa; Chordata; Actinopteri; Lampriformes; Lampridae
Gene: helz2b
Product: helicase with zinc finger 2b
Exons: 20
Coding region: 214-8964 (2916 amino acids)
Molecular function (GO): RNA binding; ATP hydrolysis activity; RNA nuclease activity
Source: RefSeq, a predicted model, not a curated record
CAUCGUUGUGUGCGUGCGGAGUCCUCGUCAACUCAAGGGGGCUGCGUUUGUGUUGUUCAUUGGGACUUUAAUUCCAAACAGGUGCCAUAAAUCAAAGGAUUUUUGUUUCUCUUGGAGCUGGACAGCAACAUUCAGCUUACAUUCACUUCCUGCAGAGCUACAAGACAUUCAUCAUGUUAAUUUUGUGACUUUGGAAAGGACUAUACACCCGUCAUGUCAGCGAAAGCAACACAUGGGUCCAAACAGACUGAACUUUUAUUGAUGCAUGAUCUAAAACUUGUUUGUUCUGAAUGCUCUGUCAAAGAAAAUGAAAUCACAUAUACGCUAAACUCAGUCCACCAUCAGUGUGCACACAACAUUCUAAUCUGCAGAGCCAAAGGCAAGAGCAAAUGGAGGCCUAUUUCACGAAGGCCCACAUUGUCAAACCCAAGUCAGUAUGAAGUAUGCUGGUUCUUUGUUGAAGGCUCUGGUUGCACAAAACACAAGAACAGGUGUACUUUUGCCAGAAGUAAUGAGGAAGCCACAGUGUGGAACUAUGAAAAGGUUAGUCAAUUAGACCGCUUAUCUUUAUGCAACCUCGUUCUUCAUUUUGAAAGCGAUCCUGCUCAACGGAAUGCUGCUCAACAUGACAAAUUUGAAUCACUGGAUGACCUCUUACCAAUUGUAGACUUGAAAGUUGUGUGUUCCUUGUGUUGCAACAAAGAUACAGAAAUAGAAUACAAAAUUCUGUCAGUCUGUCACCAAUGCCACAGAGAUCUGCUUUUAGCCAAAAAGAAAGGCUGUGAACUUUGGAGACCCAUUUCUGAGCACCCCACCAAAACUGGAAAAUUUGGUUCCAAUGUCCAUUUUGAAGUAUGCAGUUUCUAUAAAGAGGGUUCUGGGUGUACAAAACAUGGGCAGGAAUGCACAUUUGCAAGAAGCUUUGAAGAAGCUACUAUAUGGAACUUUGUAAGGGACAAGAAACUGGAUAAUGCCAAGUUAAUUAGACUUGUAACCGAAUCUCAGUUUAAUUCCCUAAUGCCAGAAAAGAUCAUUGAAGAGUUUUCAGGUGAAUUCCUUGAGCUCUGUAAAGUUUGUUUUUUUAGCAUUCCUCAAAAAGUAACCAUUAAAAAGUGGAACAACACUUGCUCAGCAGAUGCAGCACAUACCUGGGAACCAAUUUUAGUCCAUCACUUAGCGGAGAAUCAAGGAAAGCACAUCUACAACCAGGUGCGCCCUUUUACACAAGACUGUAAAUUGGAAUACUGCAGCCAUGUCAUGCAGGGUAAGCCCUGCUGGCAUGAACCCACCAAGUGCCACUCUGCUCAAAGUGAGGUUGAAAUGGCAGUGUGGAAGGCAGAGGACAGCAGCGGGACUUCAAUUCGCCCAGAACUCAUUCAACUGAGCCAGGAGGGUGAGAGAAAACCCAGAACAGUAACCUUCUACUGCAGAGCCUGCCUCCUUGUCCUAUACACCAAGGAGAGCUUCUUCACACACUGUGCCUCCUUGGAGCAUGCCCGAAUUAUCGCUGAGGACACUACUACCAAGUGGAAAACUCGUCCCCCUCCUCACAAUCGCAGAGCAGAAUUUUGGCUGUGUGAGAGGCCAGAUACCUGUGAGUAUGGCGAAUUCUGUCUAAAAGCUCAUUCUGUGGAGGAACUGAAGGAGUGGCUGAUGCGUGCCAAAGAAGAAAAGGAGAUCAGAAAAAACAUUGAUGCCCAAGGACUCAUGCCCUACUGUGACAAGUUCUUGGUGGAAUACCAAAACCACAGCAAUAAAGAAUACAUUAUCUCAGAGGAAGUUGAUGAUGUCAGUGUCACUUGUGAUGAGGAGUUAUCUGUGGACUGUAAGGAGACUAAUGCAAGACUGCAAUGGCAUUUCCAAGUCAACACAGAGAGACCACUUGUGCACGUGGCACUGCUGAAGGUAGAGCCAGGAGCAUCAUUCUCCAUUGGGGAAAAUCUUUCUGAACCAUGCACAUACUCUCCAGGUGAACAGUUCCAAACCACAGACAUAACCUAUAGUAUCACUGUGUCAUUCACAUCCAUUAUCCCAGGGCUGUAUAAGCAGUGGCUGGUAUUUGAUUUUAACAUGAGGCCAGUGCUCCUGCGGAAACUCAAAGUAAGAGUAGGACAUCUAUCUUUAACUGACAUUGGAGAACCAACUGUGAACCAUGCUACCACAUCACAAAGUCUUGAACGGUGGCAUCGAGGGAACAGGACUAUCAUCCCAUGUAUGACCAGGACAGAAGAACAGGAGGAGUUGUUAAAAGAGUACAAGCCUCCUCAGAUUAGUUUUCUGCCUAAACCCACAAAUGACAGCCAAAAACCUUUGGAUGUAGAGAACUAUAGGGAGCGAAUGCACAGUUUUCUGUUCAAUGAGGAACAAGCAGAAGACCAGGUAGUCUCAAGACUCAGUAUUUGUGGAGAAGUUACCAUGACACCCACUCUGCAAAGUAAGCAAUUUCUCAUCGAGGCUCCUCAAGGAGAACUUUUCUGCACUGUCUCAGUUCCCUGUAAUCUCACACCAGACACCCCAGAGGGAUUUGUACUAAGAAGAAGCAUCCAGUCUGCUCUUAUAGCACCAUUAUCUUCAGCUGAUAAAAACCAUAAAGUCUAUGAAGCCAUCAUCCUACAGGACAUCAAAAGUGAGAACCAAAUCCAUUUGCAACUCCUCAAAAGAUGUUGCUCAGACCUUUCACUCAAAAGCAAUGAAACACAUCAAAUGGAAGUGCAAUUUCAGAUGAACCGUCGCACAUUCUGCAACAUGCACAAGGCUGUCGAUCUACUCCCAGGCACAAAAAAUGUCUUACCAGACUUCAGCAACUGUGGGAUUCCUGUGAACAAGACUCAAUAUGACGACAACUUAAAUGCAAAGCAGCAGUCAGCAAUUGAUUUUAUAAUGGGGGAUUCAGAUGAACGAAAAAUUGUGGCACCACUUCUCAUAUAUGGACCAUUUGGAACAGGGAAAACAUUCACCCUUGCUACAGCAGCCAGAGAGCUGGCUCAUCUGCCUCAUAACAAAGUGUUGAUCUGCACCCUUACCAACAGUUCUGCAGAUCUGUAUGUCAAAGACUACUUCCAUCCAUUCAUCAACAAAGGGCACCAUGGAAUAAGGCCAAUUCGAAUAAAAGCAAAUAGACAAGGGAUCUCUUUUGAUGCCACGGAUGACAUUACUUUGAAAUAUUGCCUUUUUUCAGAAGAGAGAAAGCAAUUUCUACCUGCUACAAAGGCUGCCUUGGAUCAGCACAAAAUAGUCAUAACUACCACAGCAAUAACAAGACAUUUUCAUGACCUUAAGCUCCCUACUGGUUACUUCACACACAUUCUAAUUGAUGAAGCAUCUCAGAUGCUAGAAUGUGAAGCUCUGAUGCCCCUUGGUUUAGUUGGGCCAAACACAAGAGUUGUCUUAGCAGGAGAUCACAUGCAGAUGGGACCCAAGCUCUUCUCAGUGGAGGAUCACCAACGUUCAGAUCACACACUUCUGAAUCGGCUAUUCCACUACUAUCAAAGCCAAAGGAAUGAUUCUGCCCAGAAAAGUCGAAUCAUUUUUAAUGAAAACUACCGCUCAACUCAAGAAAUAGUGCAGUUUGUAUCAACUCAUUUCUAUCUUGGCAAGAAUGAUGCUAUCAAGGCUGCUGGAGAUAUUCCUGGUCAUCCAAAUGACCAUUCCCUAAAGUUCCAUCAUGUUAGGGGAGAAUGCCAGCUGGACACAAUAUCUAUGACUUGGUUUAAUAGGGAAGAGUGUGCCAAAGUUGUUGAGGUUGUGCAAGAUAUUCUCCAACACUGGCCAUCCAUCUGGGGGACCAAGGACCCAAGCUCAAUCUGUGUUCUCUCAGAAGGAUGUCAGGUUCGACAAAUCAGGACUGCUCUUUCGCAAAGAAUCAAAGGCCAGAAUGAAGUCAUUGUUCAGAAUGUCGCAAAUGUGCAAGGCAAACAAUUCAGAGCAGUUAUACUGACAACAGUUCAAACACGUGAAAGUCUGAAAUCAGCCCAUUCGUCUGGUCUGGAGCUCUUCAAUGAUGCCCGUGUGUUAAACACUACCAUCACCAGGGCUCAGUCCCAAGUGGUUGUUGUUGGAGAUGCUGCUGCUCUUUGCUGCUUUGGGAAAUGCUCAAGAAUAUGGAAGAGCUACAUAGACCACUGCAUUCACAAAAAAAGUGUUGGACCACAGUAUUUUACCAAAUAUUUCUUUGAAAUAGAAAUUGAAGAAAUAUUACGCUUUCAAAGGUCUGAUCACCAAGAUGAGAAUAGUUUUCGCAUAGAUGCAAUUCUUCAAGAACUGAAAGAUAAUGACGAGUUAGAAACAGACUGUAGCCCACAAGAAGACAGGCUGGAGUUCCCUGCUGAGUACAAAGCAUCCUACAGUAUCCACGACAGUCAGAAAAAUGCCCUUUUGGACUUAUGUAAAAGUCAACCAAAUAUGUACCAGCAAGGAACCUUGGUCAGGGAGUCAUCCUCCACAGGUUAUGUCAUACCAUUUGGCAACCCCACCAAACCUAUAAGACUCAAAGGAAGAAAAAACAUGGGCAAUUCCUUCAGUGGCGAUGAAAUUGUCAUUCAGACUAAAGGCAGUCCAGAAAUAAAGGUCAUAGGUGUCACCAAAAAUUCAGAAUCAGACCGUACAUUUGUAUGUACACUUGAAGAUGAAGAUUACUGCAAACGAAAAUUGACAUCUGAGGACCGAUUGUAUAAAAUGAUGAUACCCAUUACUAAAAAUGCUCCUAAAAUAACCAUAUUGCUUAAGAGAAGACAUGAUCUUCCAGUGUGGGAGAAUACUGAAGGAGAGUGGACAAUUCUAACAUCUCAAAGGAUUGAUGAAAAGCUUAAGCAGAACAAUGCAUUUGUAGUGCAAGUGAUAUGUUGGAAAGAAAAAUGUCUAUUUCCAUUAGGGAAAGUCAUAGCUAUUAUUCCAAAUGGAGGAUCUUUGAGUGAUGCCCUACGAAUUCUGAAUGAGGAAUUCAAACCUGUCCCUCCUCUACAGGAGUCCAAAAAAAAUUGGUUUUGGGGAGUUGAAAAGGGGAUGGAGAGAGUGGACUUGCGUGAUAUCAUCACUUUCACUGUUGAUUCAGCAGUAGCUGAGGCUCUAGAUGAUGCCAUCAGUGUCAGGGAUAUUGGGGACCAAUACCAAGUGGGUGUGCAUAUUGCAGAUGUGGCCAGUUAUGUACGUCCAGGGGAUACACUUGAUGAGCAUGCAAAAAAUCUUGGUGCUACAUAUUACCGCCGAGGGAAUGAACCUAUUCGUAUCUUCCCCCAAACCCUGAGCAGUAAACAAUGGAGUCUUCUGCCAGGUCAUGAUCGCAAGGUGGUCUCAUUGAUGUUUACAGUCAAAAAGGAAAACAACGAGAUCACAGAGAACCCAACAUUUCAUCUGUCUCUGAUCAAAUCUAACAGAAAAAUCUCUUACGAAGAGGCUGAAGACAUAAUCUGUAAAAGAUUUCUGAAGGAACUCAAGUUUGAUACAGUUGAAGACUGUGUCACAGUGGCUUAUAUUUUUGCAAAAUGCCAGCGAAAGGUCAGACUUGUUGACUGGGUUUAUGCUCAAUCUGAUGAUCAGCGCAUACCAGGGAAGAGGAAAGCCCAUUUGAUGAUUGAGGAACUCAAUGUAUUAUUCAAUAAAUGGGCAGCGGAAAUGUUGCGCAAAUCAGGCAAAACCAUGGACUGCACACCCCUUCGAUGUCAGGCAAAACCACAUGGUGACAAAAUCAAAGAACUAACGGAGAUGUAUAGAGAACUCAUACCUUUGUCUUUUCACCUGAGGCACAGGGUUGAAACGGAACAUGUGAUACCAGACCACGAUGGACUAGACCCCAACAACAAAACAUUCUGCGUGCUAACAAAAGUGUGGAGGGACAUCCAAUUAGCUGCCAGAGAAGGCACUGACACAGACAAAAUAGUCGACCUCAUUGCUGCAGAUGAUGUCCACCCACAGCUGCUACCAGUCAUAUCUAAAUUCAAAAGGUGCCCUGGGGAAAGCUAUGUAAUUCGUUCUAACUCUUCCCCCAAUGCUACGAUUGGGCAUUAUUCUUUGUGCCUGAGCUCUUACACACAAGCAUCAUCACCACUACGGCGGUACAAUGACGUUGUCUUGCAGAGACUUUUGCACACAUUUAUAUGUGGUACUCCAGUACAAUACUCUCCACGUGAGAUUGACAUUUUAUGUCUGCAGUUUGAAAAGAGCAACAAGAUGGCUAAGGAUUAUGAACAAAAGUACGAGAUGAUCUCCUUCGCACUGAAUUCGAAGAAAGAGAGUGUUCCAAAGCUAGCAUUCAUUGUUAGCGCAGAUUCAGAUGGAGACAGUUUCAGAGUGUCAUUUCCUUUUGACAAGAACAUAUUUCCAGGGAGUUUACCUAUCAUGUACAGAGAUUUACAACUUGAAGACCAACCUUUUCAUGACAAAGCAAAAAACUGCAUGGUUCUUAAAUGGAGAAGACGGAUCUACUCAUUUAAAUCAACACACAUCCAUGAAGAACUGAAAAGACCACUAGACUGUGGUCCAUGCACUAAACUUCCACUAGCAACAUGGAAAGCCAUUAUUCAAGCGAUAGAUGAAGAAAACUGGCAUAAAGCUAAGUCACUCAUAAUGACAGCUGAGGAAAAGCAACUGGAGAAACCAAAGAUGUUCUCAGAAUCUGGAGGGAUGGUUCAGGUUGAGAAUACUUUAUGUACCGCAGAACAAUAUCAUUAUGUUGACCUCAGUGUCAAUUUGCAGCCAGGUGACACUCUUAAGAUCCAAAUGACAUCAGAGAUUAAAAGAGCUUACCCAACUCCCACUGUUCAAUUGCUGUGCAUCAAACCAAGUUUUGAGGUGUGUGUGGAUCAUUCUCACAGCCCGAUCACGUGCUUCUCCAAAUAUGCAUUCCUUCCAUCCAAGUCAAAUUAUCGUGACACUAGUGAUUAUAUAAAUGUCUGGAAACCACUGUGUGAAAUGGAGUCUGCAGAAACAGCAGUUUCUGAAAGUGAGAGCAUAAUCAUCGCAGACUUGACUGUAAACUUCUAUAAAAAUCAAAGAGAUGAACUGAGAGGAAUUUUUACCCUGCCUCUCUCAUAUAUCAAGAAAUGGGCCAUUGAAUGUGACCUUGCAAAGUGCUUGCUGUGCAUAAGGAAAAGAGGAUUAAAACUGACCUCAACUCUUGACCAUUGCCAAGAUGUGGACCCUGGCAAUUUCACAUGGGUGGCACAUGGUGUCACAUACAAACUGGAAGAGCCAGAGAAGUCCACAAAUAAACCAAAAAAAGUGCACUUCUACAUAAAACAUUUGCCCAUGAAGGAUAUUCCAGAAUGUGUUUUUCAGAGUGAUAAAACUUUCACAGUUGAACUAAUCCCAAAGCUGCUACCAGACAUACGUAAAGAAAAUGCUGUGGUCAACAUUGAGUCUGCGUGUAAUCUUGUCAAGCAAAUUGCGCUUGGACAACGCAUUCCUAAAGAAGCAGUGCAACACAGUCUGCCAAGGGCGCAGAUUAUUAGAAGAGAUCCACCAAAGGGACUGCCAAAGCUUAACGAUAGUCAAUAUGAUGCACUGGAGAAAGCUCUAAAUCACAAUUUCACACUUAUACAGGGACCACCUGGGACUGGAAAGACAGUUGUAGGAGUGUACAUUGUGUACUGGUUUCUUCAGCAGAACUCAAAAAUAAACAAAAAAUUCACCGACCCAAAGGACAAAAAUAAGAAGGAAGUGAUACUCUACUGUGGUCCUUCCAACAAGUCUGUGGAUGUUGUUGCAGAGUACCUGUUAAAGUUUGGGAGUGACCUGAAGCCCCUGAGAGUCUACAGCCAACAAGUUGAGAUGCUAGACUACCCUUUCCCAGGUGGCACCCUUCAAUUUUCUCACAAGUCAAGUCGCCAAGAGCACUCUAAACCAGAACUCAGGGACAUCACCUUGCAUCACCGCAUGCGACAGGAUCAAAAUCCUUUUUCAGCUGAAAUAAAAGAAUUUGACCGCAAAAUACAAUGUGCCCUUGAAAAAAAGGGAAAGGAGUUGACGGAUGAACAAGUAGAGGUGUACAGAAAGAUUCUCCGCAGUGCUAGGAAAUAUGAGCUGGAGCACCAUGAUAUUAUACUUUGUACGUGUACAACAUCCUCCUCCCCCAGCUUGACCAAAACGGUCAGCGCACGCCAAAUCCUCAUUGACGAAUGUGCAAUGGCCACUGAACCCCAGGCCAUAGUUCCAUUAGUAUGUAACAACCCAGAGAAGAUUGUUUUGCUUGGUGACCACAAGCAAUUACGUCCCAUUGUCAAGAAUGAGAAUGUGAGGAAGUUGGGGAUGUCUAAGUCCUUGUUUGAACGCUGCUUUACAAUUUACAAGAGCAGGGCAGUGAUUCUGGACACCCAGUACAGAAUGCAUGAUGAUAUAUGCAAGUUCCCAUCCAUGGAGUAUUAUGAUGGACUUCUCAAAACAGAAGUGGAACACCCAAGUAGUGUUCUCCUUGUUGAUAACAGACCAAAACCAAUUGUUUUUGGGGACAUUAAAGGCAAGGAGAUCAGCCUGGUUGUAAGCACAGCAAAGGGCAAUGAGAACUCCAAAGCAAAUAUUGAAGAGAGAGACAUAGUGGUUAAGAUAGCUAAAAAACUGGUGGAAAAAGGUGUCAAACAACAAAGUAUUGUGAUUCUGUCACCCUACAAUGCCCAAGUGUCAGAAGUCAGAGCUUACCUGCAGGGAAUCAAAUUGAGCGAAAUCACCGUCACAACCAUCACCAAAAGUCAAGGAAGUGAAUGGCGUUACGUCAUUAUAUCCACUGUGCGCUCUCUGCCUAGCGAGGAGAUUGAGCAUGAGCCAAACAGAGCCUGGCUUUCCAAACAUGUGGGUUUUGUGGGUGAUCCUAACCAAAUAAACGUGGGCAUUACCAGAGCCAAAGAGGGACUGUGCAUUGUGGGAAAUCAAGAGUUGCUGAACUGCAGUCCAGCGUGGAGACAACUCCUUAACUUCUACAAGACGAAAAGCUCGGUCACAGAUGCAAACAACAUUUGUGUUCGCUCCGUCAGAUAAUUGUUUUCCUCCCAGGCACCAGACUGGCACUCUGUGAUAGUACAAGUUGUUAAAUAUAUUUUCUAGUUGUUGUUUUUUUUUUAAUGUAUUUUUAGCACUUUGUAAUGCUAGGUUUUUAUUGACGUCGUUGCUGAUUUUGAUACUACUGAAAAUUAAAUAUAAUUGAAAACA